Molecule: messenger RNA, 1079 nt
Organism: Fomitiporia mediterranea MF3/22
Lineage: Eukaryota; Fungi; Basidiomycota; Agaricomycetes; Hymenochaetales; Hymenochaetaceae
Product: mitochondrial carrier
Exons: 6
Coding region: 101-979 (292 amino acids)
Biological process (GO): folate import into mitochondrion; nucleotide transport
Cellular component (GO): mitochondrion
Molecular function (GO): folic acid transmembrane transporter activity; FAD transmembrane transporter activity
Source: RefSeq, a predicted model, not a curated record
GUCAGAGGCACAGUUCAAACCUGCGCCUAGUUUCUUCCCGACUGCGGCUAUUGAUCAUGCGGUAGCAGGAAUAGGAGCGGGGACCGCAGCUGUCCUCUGCAUGCAUCCGCUCGAUCUACUGAAAGUCAAAUUCCAAACAUCUACGUCGAAACCGCAAGGCGGAAUAGGGAAGGCGAUAUACAUCUCUUUACGAGACAUUUAUGCUUCUGAGGGGAUCCGUGGACUCUAUAGAGGCGUCGGAGCAAACAUUGCGGGAAAUGCGAGCAGUUGGGGUCUCUAUUUCUUAUUCUAUAAUAUGCUAAAGAAACGGAUGUCACCAACUGGUGACCCAAGCUAUAAAUUCUCCUCUGCAACUACUUUACUGUACGCUGCUGAAGCAAGUGCUGUGACAGCAAUAAUGACGAAUCCUAUUUGGGUGGUCAAAGUUCGAAUGUUUACUACUCGAAUAGAUAAUCCUGUCGCAUAUCGAAGCCUAUGGCACGGGCUGUCAUCUAUAUACCGGAACGAGGGUAUUAAAGGUCUUUACAAGGGCACGAGCCUUGCCCUCGUCGGAGUUAGCAAUGGGGCAAUUCAGUUCAUGGGAUACGAGCAAUUGAAAUGGCUCUGCACUGAGCAAAAACGGCGGCGAUACGCGACGGCAGAGAGGGAAUGGACCCUGGAAGCAGAGAAACUGUCGAAUACAACAUACACCGUGAUUUCCGGAGCAUCGAAGCUCAUGGCCUUAGCUGCAACAUACCCUUACCAGGUCGUUCGUUCACGUAUCCAAAACAACGCGACAACGCACUUGUACCCCAACAUCCCUGCUUGUAUAGCAAGAACUUGGCGGGAAGAACGCGUCACCGGCUUCUAUAGGGGUCUCGGGACGAACCUUGUCCGUGUGCUGCCAGGGACUUGCGUGACUUUCGUCGUGUAUGAAAAUUUAGCAUGGCUGCUAAAGUCUAGCGCAAGGAAAAGGGAGGAUGCGAAGCUGCAUUCAUAGACGCGUCGGUAGUAUUUCGUUUCUUUCGAAGUAACGAUAGAUUUUUUCCAUCAUUCGCAUGUCAUGUAUUUCUAUGCAUCACGAUUGACAUACAAUCCCA